AGAUUUUGCAAGCUGGAAAGGAAGCCUCUGCCAGUCAGGGAUUGAGCUGGGGGGUUAGAUGCACCUCCACAACUAAUCCCAACCCUACUCCUUAGGAGUCAAGCAAUUCCAGUCCCAAGCUUUUCUGCUUAUUCCUGGCAUCUGAAGGACAGGACAAGAAUCUGCCUCCUUAACCAAAAACAAAUGCUUUCCAGAUGUGUAAGCAGCUGUUGCUGGGGAGCAGAGAGGAACAUGGUCCUAAGCCAGGUCCCUGGGACCUAGGGGAUGUAGAACUACAGCCAGAUGGUGGGUUUUGCAGACCAGCAUAUAUAGCCAGGAAUGAAGCAACCCAAGGAACAAAGAACUCUUCAUGUUUCCACUGAGGGUCCUGCUAAUUCCCCUACUUCUCCACCACUCUUCACUCCAGGCCUGCUUGUAGCUGGGCUCGGCAGGAAUGCCUUUCUCUGGUGGGUCACCCAGUGCCACCCAGGAUCCCUACUAUUGCUGGCAGGGACAUGAAUUUCUUUUCUGCAGCAUCAGAUUAUAGGUAUAUUUUCUUGUGGUUGCUCUUCUGGUUUUGCCCUGGUAGCCAUGGAAAGGGUUAACCCAGAGGGCCGUUCAUAAGGUCAGGUUACUUCCCCUUAAAAACAUGGAGAAGUUUCCUAUUGAGAUGGGCUGGGGGAUAGGAGGAGUCUAGUGAGUGUGGGUGUCAGCUACUCCUUUGCAGGGGAGGGCUGGGUCUUGGCCUGGCUCAGAAGACCUAAGAGUGAGUUCAGGGGGGGAGGACAAGGUGCUGGGACCACAGCAGCAGCAACAGCUGGAAGAGGAAACAUGGAUGUGAACAACCACAGCUGGAGACGGGAAGGAGAUCUGUCCAGCAACAGCUUGGAAACCUUUGGAGAGUGAAGAUUGCCAUGGCUGGAUGGCUAGAGUACACUGCUGAAAAUGGACGUCAUCCUGCUUUAUGCAUCAGCCCACCUUUCAGGGCCUGUGUGCUGUUGACCAAUCACUUUGCCUUUCUCCCUUCUCUGGAGCCCGAGGGAAAGUGUGGACCUGAACCAUUGAACGUGACCUUCGCCUGUCUCAGCCUGGUUAAUUUUUACCUCCUAAAGCUGUUCAUGGGCCUCCCCUUACCCUGCUACAUAAAAGCCCAGGACAGGUGCUACAGACCUCUCCUCUGAGAAUUUCCCCCAGAUCCCUGCUCUCCCAUAUCCAGUCCCCCUUCAUCUCCAUCCCCCACCCCCUCACACUGCCGCCAUGGCCAAAGGCUUCUUCAUCUCCAAGACACUGGGCAUCGUGGGUAUCCUUUUUGCUGUAGCAGCUAUAUGCACUGUCAUUGCCUUGUCAGUCCUAUACUCAGAGGAGAAGAAUAAAAAUGUGCAGGGACCAGAAAACCCCACCAGCCAAAUUCCCACCAUGGCCACCACGGCCCCCCAGGCCCCCACGGCCCCCCAGGCCCCCACGACCCUGGAUCCAAGCAUAGCCUGGAACAGAUACCGGCUGCCAAAGUCGCUGAUUCCUGACCAUUACACUGUGAAGCUGAGGCCGAAUCUGACCAAGGAUGACUGGGGCCUAUACAUCUUUUGGGGUGAGAGCACUGUUCGCUUCCUUUGUAAAGAGCAAACCGAUGUCAUUAUCAUCCACAGCAAUAAACUCAACUAUACAAUGAAGGAUGGCCACCAUGUGAGUCUGAAGGGGCUAAAUGACUCCCAGCCCCCCCAAAUUGAUAGGACUGAGCUGGUGAUACCAACCCAGUAUCUGGUUGUGCAUUUGAAAAAUAAACUGGUAGUUGGCCAUUACUAUGAGAUGGAGAGUACCUUUGUUGGAGAGCUGGCUGAUGACCUGGCUGGCUUUUACCGCAGCGAGUAUACCGAAGAUGGAGUAAACAAGGUGUUGGCCACGACACAGAUGCAAGCAGCUGAUGCCCGUAAAUCCUUCCCAUGCUUCGAUGAGCCAGACAUGAAGGCUACCUUUGACAUCGCACUGAUCCACCCCUCUGACCAUAAAGCCAUCUCCAACAUGCCUCCCAAAUCUUCUGUUAAACAAGGUGAUAACUGGACCAUCACUCAGUUUCAAACCACCCCAAGGAUGUCCACUUAUCUUUUGGCUUAUAUCGUUUGCCAGUUUGAAGCAGUGGAGAAAGAGGAAAAUGAUAAACAGAUCCGAAUCUGGGCCCGUCCCAAAGCAAUCGAGGCAGGACAUGGACAAUAUGCCUUGAACGUCACAGGCCCCAUCCUUACAUUUUUUGCAAAUCAUUACAACACAUCCUAUCCAUUGCCCAAGUCUGAUCAGAUAGGCCUGCCAGACUUCAAUGCUGGAGCCAUGGAGAACUGGGGCCUCGUGACCUACCGGGAGAAUUCACUGCUAUUUGAUGAGUUAUCCUCCUCCAUUAGCAACAAGGAGCGAGUGGUUACAGUGAUUGCCCAUGAACUUGCCCACCAGUGGUUUGGCAACCUGGUCACUGUGAAAUGGUGGAAUGACCUGUGGCUGAAUGAAGGCUUUGCUUCCUACGUGGAGUACCUGGGGGCUGACUUUGCUGAGCCUUCCUGGAACUUGAAAGACCUCAUAGUGCUGAAUGACGUGCACCGAGUGAUGGCUGUUGAUGCCCUGGUCUCUUCCCAUCCACUGUCCACCCCUGAAGAUGAAAUCAACACCCCAGCCCAGAUCAGCGAGCUCUUUGAUUCUAUCACCUACAGCAAGGGAGCCUCAGUUCUUCGGAUGUUGUCCAGUUUCCUUACAGAAGACCUCUUCAAAACAGGCUUGUCAUCCUACCUGCAUGCCUUUUCUUACAAUAAUACAGUCUACCAGGAUCUAUGGGAUCACCUUCAACAAGCUGUGGAUGGACAGACUGCUGUGAAAUUGCCUGCUUCUGUACAAAACAUCAUGGAUCGGUGGAUCCUCCAGAUGGGCUUUCCUGUUCUGAAACUGGACACGACCACUGGUGUUCUCUCUCAGCAACACUUCCUGCUAGACCCCACCUCCAAUGUCACUCGUCCCUCCCAAUUUAACUACCUGUGGAUAGCGCCUGUCUCUGCAGUUAAAAGUAGAGGAGAAAGUUAUUCUGGAUGGCUUAAUGGAAAUCAGUCAGCUAUUUUUGACCAGCUUAAAGUAACAAAUGAUAGUGAUUGGAUACUCUUGAACAUCAACAUGACUGGUUAUUACCUGGUGAACUAUGAUGAUAGAAAUUGGAAGCAACUUCAGAAUGAGCUACAAACUAAUCCUGCUAGCAUUCCAGUCAUUAACAGGGCUCAGAUCAUCCACGAUGGCUUUAACCUAGCCAGGGCCAAAUAUGUCCCAACAACCCUGGCUCUGGAAAACACACUCUUUUUGGAAAAGGAAGUGGAAUACAUGCCCUGGCAGGCUGCCCUCAGCAGCCUUAGCUACUUUCAGCUCAUGUUUGAUCGAUCAGAAGUGUACGGCCCCAUGAAGAACUAUCUGAAGAAACUGGUUACUCCAUUAUUUGAUCAUUUUAAAAAUAUCACCAAUGAUUGGACUGGCCGUCCUCCCACCCUGACGGAACAAUACAAUGAGAUCAAUGCUAUUAGCACAGCCUGCUCUAAUGGUGUGGAUGAAUGUGGGGACCUGGCCUCAAAACUCUUCAACCAGUGGAGGAAUAACCCCUCAAACAAUCCGAUCCACCCUAAUCUGAGAUCUACCAUUUACUGCAAUGCCAUUGCCAGAGGUGGAGAAGAAGAGUGGGAAUUUGCCUGGAACCAGUUCCUCAAUGCUACACUGGUAACAGAGGCUGAUAAGCUUCGCUCAGGACUGGCCUGCAGCAGAGAUGUGUGGAUCUUACAUAGAUACCUGUCUUACACUCUGGAUCCCACGCUGAUCCGGAAACAGGAUGCAACCUCUACCCUAAUCAGCAUCUGCAGCAAUGUGAUUGGGCAAAGUCUGACCUGGGACUUUGUUCGAGCCAACUGGAAGAAGCUAUUUGUGGAUUACGGUGGUGGCUCCUUCUCCUUCUCCAACCUAAUCCAGGGAGUGACUCGGAGGUUUUCCACAGAGUUUGAACUACAACAGCUUGAACAAUUCAAACAGGAAAACAUGGAUAUCGGCUUUGGUUCAGGAACCCGGGCCCUGGAGCAGGCUCUGGAGAAGACCAGGGCCAAUAUAAAUUGGGUGAAUGAGAACAAGGCACUUGUGUUGGAGUGGUUUAAAGAGCACAGUAAAUAGGCUUGCAGUGUUUCCCUGUGUGACCAGUGCUGAGGAGUGUGUCUCUCUCUCUCUGAAGGCCUGAGCCUAAUCAGAAGUGGGGUGAGGGACACACCAUUCUAAAAAUUUUCCUGGGCCCUCUUCCCUUCCUCCAUCCUCAGGCUUAUAAUACCAUUCUUGAUACUUGCCAUUAUGUGUUCCUCCGCUUUUCCUCAUGCCAGGCCCGCUUAGUAUUGACAGAAUCUGAAAAAAGCCCAGGUCCUGGGUGGUAUCAUGGACUCAUCUUACCAGGGAGGCUUUGCUCCAGGGCUAAUCUCAGGGAAGCCCAUGUUCCAUGGGCUGAAUAACUCAGAUAGGAAGUACAGCCUUUCUCUGGCUGUCAUCCCUUCUCCCUUCCCUUCACCUUGAAAGUCCUAACAUCUGAGAAAUCAAUGGGGAAAGUAUCUGUAUAUUUUUUUCCAAAGGAAAAUGUAAAUAAAUGAUUUCUAGAUGAA
Vombatus ursinus (common wombat) is the source of this 4628-nucleotide messenger RNA. It is a transcript of the gene ANPEP, whose product is annotated as alanyl aminopeptidase, membrane. NCBI's taxonomy places the organism in Eukaryota, Metazoa, Chordata, Mammalia, Diprotodontia, Vombatidae. Gene Ontology annotation, cellular component: cytoplasm. Gene Ontology annotation, molecular function: peptide binding; zinc ion binding; metalloaminopeptidase activity. The record is from RefSeq and is a predicted model, not a curated record. Gene Ontology annotation, biological process: proteolysis; peptide catabolic process. The transcript has 22 exons. Bases 1237 to 4155 code for a protein of 972 amino acids.